AAAUUUAUGCUACAUACUCCUACAAAAUCUGAAGAAUCAAUAUUAAAGGAUCACUUACUUCAUAUAACUGUAUCUAAUGGUUUGGCUUUCAGGUGGAUUGAAAGUGAAGAAAACAACAUGCACCCAAUAUGCCAAUAUGACUUUGUUACAACAUGUCCAAUUCCAAAUACUAAUUGGACAUUUGGAUCCAAAUAUUGGACAAAUUGGACAUAUGAAAAAAGAAAAGAUAGAUUAGGAAAAAAAUUGAAUAAAACUUUACAAGAUCCAGCUAAUAACAUUUUGUUGAGGGAUUUGGAUGAAUUGGAAAAAGAAUUGGAAAAAUAUGAUAAUGAUGGUGAUGAAAAUAACCUACUUCCUGCCUGA
Messenger RNA from Entrophospora sp. SA101, 363 nucleotides. The record is from the annotation of a GenBank genome assembly. Lineage: Eukaryota; Fungi; Glomeromycota; Glomeromycetes; Entrophosporales; Entrophosporaceae.